ACUGAAAACGAACGAUUCAUGGCAAAACAUUCAGUUACACCAGAGUCGAGUCAGUCGAGAAAAUACUCUUUUGGAGUACGGGCCGUUUUGAAAUUUUGUGAAUUAAAAACGCGAGAUUGCAAUGCACAGCAAUAACAACAACAGCAGCAGCAGUGGCAAUAGCAGCUGAUAUUGUUUUUUUGUUCGCAGUGUGUUCUCAUACCUAUCUACUUACCUACCUACAUAGGUAUAUUUUGUUGUGUUUUUUCCUACUUGGCGCUGAGGUGCAAUUGCAAGCAAAUGCAAAAAAAAAUCUCGAUAAAAUAGAAUAAAAAUGCAUAGAAAUUUUAUGGGAAAUUGAAAAAUAAAGGAAACGCAAAAAAUAUCCAAACAAAAUAGAAAAUUUAUUUAGUACGCCAUUCGUGCGAAUUGGUGGGUACUGGCCAUAAAUUUGUAUUGGGCCUAAAAAUUCAUAAAAACGGGUUUCGGAAGUGCGAAUUUGUUAAAUCAAUAAAACCUAAAUUAUAUUGAAAUCCACAGAGUAAAUAAUCGUGAUGGUGCGAUGAUGAUGAAAAAGUGAUAAAUCCACAAUAAUGGCAAAGUGUAAAUGGGUGUUAGUGCGUCGCCCCCUGGCUUAAAUUGCCAUUAGAAUGGGAGGAAAUUGUAUGGAAAUUUGCAUUCAAUUGUUAAAAAUACAAGAAGAAGAGGAAGAAUAAAGAGAAGGGAAAAAUUGGUGUUUCAUAUUUUGCAUUUCCCAUGCUUUCAAUAAUAAAAAAAUAAAUAAUAUUUAUUAAACAAAAAUCGUCUUCCCCUCCAGAAAGCGUGGAAAACAUAAACCAUAAAAAUAAAAAAUAAAUAAAAAAAAUUGAGAGUAAUUUGUGUGAAAAGCAUGAAUGUAUAAAUUGUGUGCGUGUGUUUGUGUAUAUACCUACAAGUGAAACAACCAGAAGAAGAAGCAGAGAAAUAAGCAAAAAUAUACCAAAAUAUGGCCAAUUGAAAUGUGUGAAAAAUCAUAAAAAAUAUUUAAAAAAAAAGAAUACAAAACCACUAUUGCUCAACGACAACAAAAAAUUAGUUCUUCCAUCACCGCUCAACAAAGAAAAAAGUAAAGAAAUAAAUAAAAUCUAAAAUCCAAAAAUAUAAAUGAAAUAAAUGUUAACAAAUAAUUCCAAAGCAAAAAAUUAUACCCCCUUAAAUGGCAAAAAAAGAGUAUUUGUUUUCUUCUAAACCAAAAUAAAAUCUCGGUGAAAGCUAAAAUUUAACAGCAAAAAAUAUUUACGAAAAAGAAAAAAAAAACAAAUCUACCUUUGUGCAACAUUUUUGUUGAUUUCUUCUUGGUGUAUUUUAUUGUGUCUCUCUCUCUCCAUAAAGCAGAGCAUAACAUAAACAACAACCCAACCCUCUCUCUCUCGUGCUCUUUCCAACACUCACACCGCUGAAAUUCGUGACUCCACCACUGAAAAGACUAAACGCAUUCAUUGGACGACAUCUAUUGACGGGAUUUUAUUUAAAUUACGAACGUUUUCAUUUGUUUGGUCUACAAAAUGGCAUCGAUAACAGAAAUGGCUGGCAUUAAAAUGCAAUAUUUGCAUACUGCAGUGAACCAAAGCAACAACAGCAACAACGCCAAUUCGAACAACAGCAACAACAAUUCCAUCAGCUGCACUUUUGCCCAAAAACACAUCAACGAUGAGACCGCCAAUGCAGAAGUCAUCAUUGCAACAAAAUGAGGCAAAUCGUUUGCAACACCAGCAUAUUGCAGCAACACACAAGCAUUUACAGCAACAACAGCAACAACUCCAACAACAACAACAGCAACUAUUACAACCUCUAGCAAAUAAUUGCAGCAGUAGCAGCACCACAACAACAGCAGCACCAACAAAUCUCCUACUGACCAACAAAUGUUCAGAGGACAACCUUAAUGACUUUGGGCAACUGCAACAACAACAGCAACAGUUACACAAUACCAACAACAUAAUUACAGCAACAUCAACCGUGACAACAACCACAUUAACGGCGGCAACAACAAUACCACCACCCCCUCCACGCAAAUCGAAAUUGGAGCAGCGCGAACUCCUUGUCGAGAAUCAUUUGAAUAACGCCUGUUUUGCUCAACCGACCGGGCCGAGCGCCACAGCCACCUCUUCAUUGCCAGUGUUCUACAACGAUUUCUAUCACCAUCAGCAACAACUGCAACAACGUCCCCUACGACCCACCACCCUGCUGUGCUCCACAAAUGACAAUUGUUCAGGUGUGAAAUUACUUGAUCUCAUAAGCACCUCACCGCCCUCGCAGGACGAGUCGGGUGGUUCGUUGUUUAGGUCGACUGCCACAAUACAACAGGCUGUGAACAAUAGUUGCCACCAGGAACAACAACAGCAGCAGCAACAACAACAACAACACCGUUAUUCCUAUGCCAGCCAGUAUUCUCGCUCAUCAUCCAGUGACGACAGCAGUAGUCUGAGCCUGAAUACGGCCUGUGCCAACCAGCCGGUCCCCAAUCGACCCUCGCGUCAUAACACCUUUGAUGAUGCUGCAGAAAAUUUCAUUAUAAAUUUUCCAGCUGACACCGUAGUCGAGACAAAGGCCAGCAACAAGCGCGAACAAACUGCCACUCAAACUCCAACGGCAGGAGCAACAACAACGACAACCAACCACAGCAGUGAAUUGUAUAACUAUUGUCUGCCCCUAUCCGAAACUGAACCGCUGCUGACGAACAUUGAGGCAACGGUUAAGGACAAGCAAAGGUCCAUUUAUUUGAACAAGAACAGUGCAUCGUUGAUUUUUACCAAAAAGGAUUUGUCGGCCACCCAGCCGGCAGCCUCCAACAACACCAGCACCACAUAUCAUCCGCCGCAGCAGCAGCAGCAGCAAAACUUUAAAUUGCAAUCAAAAAGUCACAACAACAAUAGCAAACAAUACAACUUUACAAAUAAUAGGAGGCCAUCGGCACCCACAGCCUCCUCCACGUUUAGCUCAAUCACCCAACUGCAACAACAACAUUCCACAUUGCGUUCCCUUUCCGAGGAGACGUAUCGACGCAAACCGCCCACUAAGCAUUUACCCGCAACAUAUCAUCACCAACAGCAGCAGCAGCAUCGUCGUAGUUUACAACUGAAUUACAACAAUAAUCUGGUGACUACAUCCACUUGUGCUCUCCUGGCCAAUAAUAAUCAUCAUCAGCAGCCUCAUCACUGCUGCGGAUCGUCGGCCGUAGGGGGGAAUAGCAACAGCAAUUCUGCAGUUGUUUUGCAUAAAGCGCAUCAUAAUAAUCACAAUUAUCCACAGCAACAACAGCAUCAAGCUAAAGUGCAUUCUCAUCAACCACAACAACAACAACAACUGCAACAAAAAGUAUCAAACUCAGCUUCUUCUUCUGCCUACAACAAUUCCAGUUCGUUAGCCAACAACACGGCAGCUGCAACACGCAAACAGUACGCGUACUCGUGGUACGCACCCGUUUAUAGUGCACUUGAGGAGGAACUAGAACACGAUUCUAGGGAUUCCUCGCCAAUUCACAAUCUGGCCAACACAAAGAAACAUCACCUUCAUCCAUACCAUCAACGUGCCAACGAUCUCCACUCGUCAUCCCUGACAGCGUCAGCAACAACAGCAGCGAACGCCAGCGACACGGAACGUGAAGCUCUACUCGAGACCCGUAACAACAUCAACAUUCAGGCCCAUAUCGGUGGACCGGUGGUGAAUCACCUGAAACGUGACGCCAUAACCAAACAACUGAACCCCUCGAAGUUAGCUUUGCAGCACACGAAGAGUGCUUCGGCCAAGGUUGGUCUGACGCCGAGCGUUAAGGGCAGCAUUGUUGGUCUCAACGGUGGUGGUAGCGGGGGAGAUAUUGCCUCGGUUGAGGGUUUCGGCGGUAGCAACAGCAGCUAUGAUUUGGAGGGCCCUCAUGCAGGCUCUUUGGGGCUUGCAGGGGGCCCACAGCCGAGACGGAUACGUUUUGGUAAUUUCCUCAAGUCAUUGGUGGGCCUGCGGCCAUCGGUGGGUCAGAAGUCGACGGCGGCGACGGCCAGCAAUGGAAAUGGUGAAUCGGCGGCAGGACAUAAUGGAGCCGGCGGAGGAGACUCAUCGGCCGAUGGUGUCCAAAUACCCUCUUCACCGGAAAUCACAAUCACCCGAACACCUUCCGAACAAAAUAUGGUGGUUAUGCGUGACCCAGGCGCCCGUAGCCAGGACUACAAUGUGGUCUAUAGCAGCCGGGAAAAGUUAGCCAAUUCCCAUGGCGAGCGGAUAGUGCAAACGGGUGGUAGUACCUCAUCGUUGAAUGUCAUGCAACAGAAGUUGUGGAACAUUGUGCGGCGCGAGGGUAGUGCAAUAAGUUUACAUCAGGAGAAGUCACAAUCGAUAGUUCAUUAUACGGGUCUGAGGAAGUGUGAGACGGUUAUAGCUUUAACAAGGCAGGCCAGUUCGCCAUGUUCGCCCACGGCCGCAGCCAUGGGAAUGGGCGGUGGUGGUGGUGGCCAGUCGGGAAACAGCCAAUCGCAACAACGUCUCCCACACACGGGUAGUGGCAUUUUCAGUGCCAGCGGGGUAGAACAAAUACGUCCAUUAAAUCGACUGAGGAAUAGUGUUUCCAGCAUGAACAACACCUGCUCAAGGUGUUCCAGUCUCCUCUCACUGGCCGCCUCAAGCUCAAGGUAUUCGCUGAACAGUGCCGCGGCCAAUCCCCAUCCAUAUCAUCAACAUCAGCACUACUUGCAGGCCCAUCCUCAGCAGCUGCCGUAUUCGCAGCAAACAGGGGCAGCGGCGGCGACAGCAACGACUCACUUUUCCCAAUACCAACGUAAUCCUAGUAACGUAAGCAGUAGUAACCUAAGUAGAAACUAUAGUCAGCAGCAUAGCCGCAAUGGCUCCCUGGAUGCAGUCGGUGGCGGUGCGGGUGGUGGUCUCCAUUUUGCUGUGAAACGCAAUAACCGCAACUCAACGUCGUCGAACAAUUCGAGCGGUGUGGGAUCGCAGCGUAACUCCUGCAGCAGCAGCGGCGGCGGUGGCGCUACAACCACAAGUCGAACACCUUCACUCACCUCACCCACCACCAUAACAACCAAUACCGCAACAACCGCUUCCACAAUCAAGCUAUCGCCGCCACCCACCGAACCAUCACUGCUGACACCACCAGCCACGGCCUCAUAUCUGACACUGCACUCAUCGCCAUUCUUUGCAUCGUCCACAAACAGCCGGGAGGGAGCCGAGGAGCGACAGGAGGAUAUGACAUUCUUUCCCAUGGAAAAGACCCAGCUGAAAAUGCCAAAUGUGAAACCUGAAAUGCGAGAUGCAUCUGUGAUUGAUGGUCUUCCCAGCAGCACCACCACCAUCUCCCCCCAAGAGCUUGGCUACUCCUCCACAAACGUGACUUCAUCAACAUCGGCAAAUGCCCUCUUGGCUGUGGGCGAAGAAGCGGAAGCCUCCACAACGUCGCAUCUCAUCCAACCUGACAUCAUCAACGCCACAUCGUCCGCAACAUCAUUGGCUCUGGCCAUACGUCCCUUUGAGCUGUUCACCUGUAAGCUAUGUCUUAUCGAUGUCGAGGAUGCCAGCAAUUCGACGGUGCUGCAUCAGUGUGGCUGCCAGUUUUGUACAGAGUGCAUGAAAGCAUAUGUGGAAUUUGAAAUAUCCGAAGGCGCAUAUGAGAUCUCAUGUCCCGAUGCUCAGUGUCCGGAACAGGGUGUUAUGACCCUAACCGAAAUAGCUAAACUAACAACAACCAAUCUAAUGAAAAAACAUCACAGAUAUCGCUUAAAUCGAGAAAUUGAAUUGGAUAAAACACGUACCUGGUGUCCUCGAGCUGGUUGUGAAACUGUUUGUUUAAUAGGUUCAACAUUAUCAUCAUCCACGGCACAGACAUCUGAUGUGGCGGCUGCCUCAACGUCAUCGGCAGCCUCAACGAAUGCAACGAACCAAAGUUUAAGCCCCAACAACGGCAGUGGUAAUCCUGCGGCCAAUACACCCCUACUGUGUGCCGUACAAUGUCCCUCGUGUAAGGAUGAAUUCUGUUCGGCAUGUAAGAAAACGUGGCAUCCAAAUAUCACUUGUGAGGAAUACAGCCGUCGUUUGGCCGCCGAUGGCCAGGAUGAUAUUGGCAUACCGUUCGAUAAUGACCUCAUCAAGUGUUGUCCCAUGUGCGCUGUGCCCAUUGAAAAGGAUGAAGGCUGUGCCCAAAUGAUGUGCAAACGUUGCAAACAUGUCUUCUGUUGGUAUUGUCUGGCCAGUUUGGAUGAUGACUUUCUUCUGCGCCAUUACGACAAGGGACCAUGUAAAAAUAAACUUGGACAUUCCCGUGCCUCGGUGGUAUGGCAUCGAGCUCAAGUGAUAGGCAUUUUUGCUGGCUUUGGUAUAUUAUUGUUGGUGGCCUCGCCCCUACUAUUGCUGGCAGCACCAUGUAUUAUUUGUUGCAAGUGUCGCAGUUGCAGUGGCUCCAAAAUGGAUGAAGGUGAUGUCGAUAUGGAUGAAGCUACAGCAUUACAAAGCCUCAACUAAUAAAAUAUAUACGACUGCAGUUAUUUUUCACAUAGUAUUUCAAUGUAUAAACAUUUUAGUUAUGUAUAUCCCUCUUAAAUAACAAAACAAAAAUAUAUUUUUUUAAUUUUUAAAAUUAAAAAAUAUUAUUAAGCUUAAGUAAAAUAUAUAGGCAUAACCGAACAUAAAAGCAGAACUAUAAAAUUGGAUUUUAUGUUAAAUAAAAAAAACAAAAACUAACAAAAAAUAAUGCUAGUUAAACAAAUGAAACAAAUUAAGAAUAGAAAACUUAAAUCAAAUCCAAUAAACAAACAACAAAACAAUACGAUAUUUCUUAUCUAAACACAACAACAACAAAAAGAAAACUUAGAUAUUAUAUUAUCAGUAUAACAAAAAUGAUAUAGCAACCCAAAUAAAUUUUAAAACUUAAUAGAAACGCAAAAUUACAGAAUUGUUGAAAUACAUAUUACAUAUGAACAAACAUACAAACAAAAGAAGAAAACAAAUAACAACAUAAUAAUGUACAUUAUAUAAUAAAAUUUUACUUUUUUUUUUAAUUUUAUUUGUUUCUUCAUUUUAUUAAAUAGCAAACAAUUAUUAAUUACUUCAUUCUAUUAUCAUAGAUAAUAAGUGCACGUAUAAUGUUAACUAAAAAAAAUUGUGAUAUUUACAGUGAUUCGGUUUUGAAUAAUGAAAAUUAUUUAAAUCGAUAGCUUUACACAAAUUAUAAAACUUAACUUAAACGAAAAAGAAAUACAUUAAAGGAAAAAAAAAACAAACAAUGUUUUAAAUGCUUUUUUGACUUAAUAACAAAAUAAAAAGAAACUUUAAUUGUAAUUAACAAAAUUAUAUUUCCAAUUUUUUUAAAUAUUAUUGCAUACAUAUUAUAUAAACACACACAUGUUAUUAUGUACCCAUCCAUGUAUUAAAGCAAAAUUGUAAUUAUACUACUUAGGCUAGUUAUUAUUUAAAACCAGAACAAAUUUAUAUAUUUUGUUGAGUUUCAUUAGUUAUAUAUAAACGUCACUUUAGGUUAGGCUAUACCAAACCUAAUCCAUGCAACUGUAAAAUAAUAUUAAAUUGAAAAAAAAAACGAAACACUAAAUCUAUGUAUAUUCAUGCAAUUUAAAAAAAAAAACAAAGCUUUCUUUCUGAUAUACAUAUAUAUAUUAUAAAUAAUGUAAUAGAUGUAUAGAUAACUCUAAUACGAGAUGUAUUGAAAAUAUAAAUAAAUGCAUAUAUAUGUGAAAAAAAAGUAAAAGGGAUACAUUUUUUAUGUUAAAUACCACAUGAUUGGAAUGUUGGAUGUUCAAAGAAAUAAUAGUCGAAAACUUUUCUCCUUAAACGUCGGUUUAAUUUUCCAAUGAAAUGAUAGUAUUUUGAAAAACUUUUAAAACAUGGCGUUUAAGGUAAGGGUACACAAGCAGCUUGGUAUCAUGGCUAGGCAUAUUAAUGUUAAAUUAUAAAGGGAAACGAAUUUGAGUGCGGCUCUGGCAUCCCUUUAUGAUAUGUCACAAAAUAUGCCAUGCAAAGACUUCAAGCUGUUUUUGUACUAUCACCUUAAUUGUCGUGCUUCUAAUUAUCCACUUCAUCAGAAAGUGACUUUCUCAGACGCAAUCAGCUAGGUGACCAGAAGAUAUUCUGGGACAAUCAAUCGCGAAGGUUUUCGUGGGAGUCUUGCCUUCCCCGACAUGUGUGUCCGAGUAUUGGUAUCUUGAUUUUUCCUUCCUCUUUGCAAUUGGUCGGUUACGCCCAAGGACCCAAUGCGCAACCUUUUUGGUGUACAUCACAUUGUCAUUUCCUUGGGUUCCCAGCUUACUUGGAGAUUGAAAGUCCAUUACCUCUCUCUAUAUUGAGUUGCGGCCCGAACGCCUUUCAUCCUUUUCCCGGAGACUACAUAGGUGACAUCGGCUUCAAAGAGACUUUGUUGCUAGGUCCACUGAACUAGAAGUAACCUAUCAUCGUUGAUGAAAGUGGUUACCUCUUCGAUCUUUGAUGUUUGGGAUUUUCCCAUCAGGUUUUUUGGUCGAUUGCGAUUGAGCAUCUAGGUACGUGAGGACACCUUCUUCCGGAUUUUCUUUGUAUUUUAGCUUCAACGUAAGCUUCAUGAAUUUAGCUUGAGGUUCUGUCAGCAAACCUGUGCCAGUGAGUGAUGGAUCUCUUAUAUCCGGUUUUAUCCUUUCAUUUUCGGGACUUAUUUUGUGUCGAUUAAGAUUGAGCAUUUAGGUACGUGAGGAUAACUUCUUUAGCUUCAACCUAAUCUUCAUAAAUUCAGCUUUGCUGUCAGCAAACCUGUGCCAGUGAGUGAUGGAUCUCUUAUAUCCGAUUUUAUUUUCGGGACUUAUUGCUCUGGGUGGUUGAAUCUUAGGGGAGAGAACUCUCCUGCGCCCUCCAUUACACACCAGCAUUCUGCCUCGAGUGUGGUAGCUUGUCGGAACCAGCUGAGUUUUAAUCCCUAAAUAUAUAUAAUGUGGAUGUCCAGAGUUGAGAAUUUAACUGUGGCCAGUGCGGUCAUUUUCAUUUCACUGUCGGAUAAGCAGGGAUUAUUGCCUCUGGAACACUCUCAAGGAUCACUCUUGCAGAAGUUCUGACAGAUUCUACCUCUUUCGCGGUGUGGAGCCACUCACCGCCUCACUUUUGGCAUGGUAUAACUAAUUUCGUACUUCGUAACUUGAGGAAACGUCGACAAAUAGAAUAAGGGUGAUUAUCCAAAAAAAACAUGUCGAAAUGGUGGUACUAAGGGCAGCCAUGGCAUAACGUAUCACUGUCAUGUCUGUAAGUUAACGACGAAAUCAAAGUAGUCGCUGAGACCUACCAAUGGGUUUCAAAGUUACCGAUUUUUGUCGGUAACUCAACAAAUGAGUUAGAAAAUCGCACCACAGAUGGAAUCGCAACUUGUAAGACUGGUUGCUAAAGGGACGCCACUGUAAUUAAACUCGAAGCUACCCAAUAUAUCUUUAGAGCCUUCCACUAUCCGCAACUUUUGUGCACAGUCAGUGGCAAUCAGCUUUGUUUCCCGAGAGUGGGUAAUACAUUUUAACUUAUUAAAUAUGUAAAUUGAAAAUUUCUUAUCCUGGCGAUCAUGUGAUAUUUAAUAAAAAAAUAUGAAUUUUCAAGGACUGAAUAUAAGAUUUACAUUUCAUUUGAUGGACACUAAAUGCCUAUUGAAUAUUGCUUAAAUGUAAAAAACAUAUCCGACAUCACUUAAUUUAAUAUGUGCCAAAAAUACUAUCGAAAAAAUCCAUUUUACCACCACCCCAUUUUACCAUUAUUCAAAAUAACGAAGGCUAUGUCCGCUUCUUUUUAACCGUAGCAUAGAUUGUGUAAACAAACAAAUUCCAUAAAAUAUGUAUAUACAUAUAUGAUUAUUAUAAAUGUACCUUUAUCAAAAUACAGCUGCUUAAUACAUGGAUUGGAUAAUGGAAACAUAUAACAUAGCUUGUAAUAUUGUAGUUAGCCCCAUAUCUCUUAACUCAAUCUUCUUUCCAUGUACAUUAUAUACUGUGUUUUCAAAUAUAUAUCCUACUAUACAAAUGAAUAAAUAAAUCAAAUGUUCUCAAUAAAAAUAUUUAAAUGAUUAUAAAAUACAAUGUGUAAAAUAUAGACAUUAAAAAUAAAUUAACAAAUAUAUAAAUAUGUAUAUUAUAUAAUGAUUCAAUAGUUAUUCAACAUCUUCACAUAAAUUGAAAUUGAAAAA
Messenger RNA from Musca domestica (house fly), 10153 nucleotides. Its product is annotated as pneumococcal serine-rich repeat protein. Gene Ontology annotation, molecular function: ubiquitin protein ligase activity; zinc ion binding; ubiquitin conjugating enzyme binding. Lineage: Eukaryota; Metazoa; Arthropoda; Insecta; Diptera; Muscidae. The transcript is spliced from 9 exons. Gene Ontology annotation, cellular component: cytoplasm; ubiquitin ligase complex. Gene Ontology annotation, biological process: protein polyubiquitination; positive regulation of proteasomal ubiquitin-dependent protein catabolic process; ubiquitin-dependent protein catabolic process. The record is from RefSeq and is a predicted model, not a curated record. Bases 1669 to 6477 code for a protein of 1602 amino acids.